Messenger RNA from Theileria annulata, 1941 nucleotides. RefSeq names its product heat shock 70 kDa protein. NCBI's taxonomy places the organism in Eukaryota, Apicomplexa, Aconoidasida, Piroplasmida, Theileriidae. Gene Ontology annotation, molecular function: misfolded protein binding; ATP binding; ATP hydrolysis activity. The record is from RefSeq and is a predicted model, not a curated record. Gene Ontology annotation, biological process: cellular response to unfolded protein; protein refolding. Gene Ontology annotation, cellular component: cytoplasm. The coding region runs from base 1 to 1941 and encodes 646 amino acids. The transcript has a single exon.
AUGACAGGACCAGCUAUUGGAAUUGACUUGGGUACCACAUACUCAUGUGUGGCGGUAUACAAAGACAAUAACGUAGAAAUUAUCCCAAAUGACCAAGGAAACAGAACAACACCAUCAUACGUAGCAUUCACUGACACCGAAAGGCUGAUCGGUGAUGCAGCAAAAAAUCAAGAAGCACGUAACCCAGAAAACACAAUUUUCGACGCAAAGAGGUUAAUUGGUAGGAAGUUCGAUGAUAGAACAGUCCAAGAAGAUAUGAAGCACUGGCCAUUUAAAGUAACCAACGGACCCAACGGAAAGCCGAACAUUGAAGUGACCUUCCAAGGUGAAAAGAAAACCUUCCACGCAGAAGAGAUAUCCUCAAUGGUGUUAACCAAGAUGAAGGAAAUAGCAGAAUCGUUUUUGGGAAAGAGCGUUAAGGACGUCGUCAUCACAGUCCCAGCAUACUUCAAUGACUCACAAAGACAAGCAACCAAAGAUGCAGGAACAAUUGCAGGACUGAACGUCAUGAGGAUUAUUAACGAACCAACAGCAGCAGCCAUAGCAUACGGUUUAGAUAAGAAGGGCGGCGGCGAAAAGAACGUUUUGAUAUUCGAUUUGGGAGGUGGAACCUUCGAUGUUAGCAUAUUGACAAUAGAAGACGGUAUCUUCGAAGUCAAGGCCACAGCAGGUGAUACCCACUUGGGAGGAGAAGAUUUCGACAACCUCUUGGUCGAACACUGUGUCCGCGAUUUCAUGCGCUUGAACAACGGAAAGAACAUCUCAUCCAACAAGAGAGCACUAAGAAGAUUAAGAACACACUGCGAACGCGCAAAGAGAGUACUCUCAAGCUCAACCCAAGCGACCAUAGAACUCGAUUCAUUGUAUGAAGGAAUUGACUACAACACCACCAUCAGCAGAGCAAGGUUCGAGGAGCUUUGUAACGAGAAGUUCAGAAGCACAUUGGUACCAGUGGAGAAGGCACUCGAGUCGUCAGGACUCGACAAGAGAAGCAUCCACGAAGUUGUGCUAGUAGGAGGAAGCACCAGGAUCCCGAAGAUACAAACACUAAUCAAGAAUUUCUUCAACGGAAAGGAACCAUGCAGGUCAAUUAACCCAGACGAAGCAGUAGCAUACGGAGCAGCAGUCCAAGCUGCUAUCUUGUCCGGAAACCAAUCUGAGAAGAUCCAAGAAUUGCUCCUGUUGGAUGUAGCACCAUUAUCACUCGGUUUGGAAACAGCAGGUGGUGUAAUGACUGUUUUGAUCAAGAGAAACACAACAAUUCCAACCAAGAAGAACCAGAUAUUCACAACCAACGAAGACAGACAAGAGGGUGUGCUGAUCCAGGUCUUUGAAGGAGAAAGAGCAAUGACCAAGGACAACAACUUGCUCGGAAAGUUCCACCUCACAGGAAUAGCUCCAGCACCCAGAGGAGUGCCCCAAAUAGAAGUCACCUUCGACAUCGACGCAAAUGGAAUCCUCAACGUCACAGCCAUGGACAAGUCGACAGGAAAGUCAGAACACGUUACCAUCACCAACGACAAGGGACGCCUGAGCCAAGAGGAAAUCGACAGAAUGGUUGAAGAAGCAGAAAAGUAUAAGGAAGAGGAUGAGAAGCGCAGAAGGUGUGUAGAAAGCAGACACAAGCUUGAAAACUACUGCUAUAGCAUGAAAAACACGCUCAGUGAGGACCAAGUGAAGCAGAAGUUGGGAGCAGACGAAGUGGACAGUGCACUUAGCACAAUCACAGACGCACUCAAAUGGGUAGAAGCAAACCAAUUAGCAGAGCACGACGAAUACGAAGAUAAGCUCAAACACGUUGAAGGAGUCUGCAACCCACUGGUGACUAAGUUGUACCAAUCAGGAGCAGCACCAGGUGGACCAGAUAUGAGUGGAGGAUUCCCAGGAGGAGCUGCUCCGCCACCACAGUCUUCGGGCCCAACUGUAGAGGAGGUGGAUUAA